Messenger RNA from Meira miltonrushii, 791 nucleotides. RefSeq names its product UPF0047-domain-containing protein. The record is from RefSeq and is a predicted model, not a curated record. The coding region runs from base 33 to 761 and encodes 242 amino acids. The transcript is spliced from 2 exons. Lineage: Eukaryota; Fungi; Basidiomycota; Exobasidiomycetes; Exobasidiales; Brachybasidiaceae.
GUGCAUCAUUUCUUCUUGAUCAUUCUUCCCAAAUGUCGUCUAACUUUGAUUCAACAACAUAUCCACCUCCUCCAUCCAGAAGUACACCUCGACAAAGAGAAAAACAAAAAGAAGGUAGUGAAUCAGAAACACUUUAUUCACAUUCACCACAUCAUAAAGAAGACAAUCUUUAUCGAAAACGAAGAGCAAGAGUGAAUUGUGGUUUAGAUCCUUUACACGUUGUUGCAUUGAUUGUUUUGGCAGGAUUUAUUCUUUCUUUUAAUCCCGGUAUACUUUCUUAUCGAACAUACAUCGCACCUUUCAAACGACAAUCUAACAUCCAACCAGUACCUGCACACGAAACAAUGGUUUGGCAAAAAACAUUCACUCUUCCAAGCGCAAGCAAAGGAUGUCAUUUAGUUACUCCUUCGGUCGAACGAGAGAUCAAUGAAGGUUUACGCAACGUAAAAGCAGGUCUGCUAACUUUGUUCAUCCAACAUACAUCUGCAGCUUUAAGCGUUAAUGAAAAUUAUGAUUCAACCGUUCGAACGGAUAUGAAUAUGGCAAUGGAUAAAAUUGUACCGGAAUCGUUACCUUGGAAACAUACGGAUGAAGGACCUGAUGAUAGUGCAAGUCAUACGAAAGCUUCACUUUUUGGUUCUUCUAUCACAAUUCCAAUCACUGAUGGUCGUUUGAAUUUGGGAACAUGGCAAGGCAUUUAUCUUUGUGAAUUCCGUGCUGCUAAGCAUAGCAGGCGAAUCGUUGCUACAGUAUUGCCAUAAUAAGUCGUUCAGGUAAAUGAUGUAUCAUAC